Molecule: messenger RNA, 1563 nt
Organism: Penicillium expansum
Lineage: Eukaryota; Fungi; Ascomycota; Eurotiomycetes; Eurotiales; Aspergillaceae
Exons: 3
Coding region: 1-1563 (520 amino acids)
Source: RefSeq, a predicted model, not a curated record
AUGAAUCUUGUCAAAUGCGACCCUGAUACUACCAAAAAGUCGAGAGGCCAAAAUACCCGCUUGGAGGAGGAGCUCAUAACGGCACCUCUAUUCUCGCUCUCCGCUUGUGAGACUCUAGAUACCGACCCUCAGAAUACCGAGCACACUCUCAACGGAGUCCAAACUUUUUACCCACAAUAUGGACUGCUUGGUAUGCGUAAUCGCCCUUCCAGUGACACACUGACACAGGGGGAUCUUGUGUACGCCAAUGUGUCGGCACCUUGGUCUGCCUUCAUCUGUGGUAGUCAAGGAAGUGGCAAGAGUCAUACCUUGUCCUGUUUGUUGGAAAACUCACUGAUCGCAUCUUCCCCUGCCGGCAAGCUGUCGUCUCCUCUGGCUGGACUGGUCAUUCACUAUGAUAAGUUCACGGCCUUUUCCAGCAUGCAGCUGUGCGAGGCGGCCUAUCUUCAUUCUUCCGACAUUCCAGUCAGAGUUUUGGUGUCCCCCACCAACUAUCUUGCCAUGAAAAAGGCGUACCAAGCACUGUCAGGCGGUUCGAACAUGCUGAAGGUUCAGCCACUUUAUCUGCCCCAGAAGGACCUCAACAUUGGCAUGAUGAAAACCUUGAUGGGCAUCGGCAACAGAACCGAGCAGCCUCUCUACAUUGAAGUUGUUAUGAAGAUUCUUCGGGAUAUGGCCAUUGCUAAUCAGGGCAAAUCCGGCUUUAACUACGCCGCCUUCAAACUUCUGCUCCAGCGAGAACAAUUCUUAAAAGGCCAGCUCAUGCCUCUCAAUAUGCGGUUGGAGGUCCUUGAAUCCUUUUUUGAGCCUGGAUCUAUGCCUGGCGCAGGUGCCAAUACAUCAAAGGAAAAGGGUGCUGGUGAUGUCUGGAGUUUCCCCCCAGGCACUUUGACCAUCAUCGAUUUGAGCUGCCCAUUCGUUGGCCAAGAGGAUGCGUGCGCUCUGUUCAACAUCUCUGUUUCUUUGUUUUUGAAGAACCGUCAGGAUACGGGUCGCCUUAUUGCUCUUGAUGAGGCACACAAGUUUAUGACUUCAACCUCACCCGAAGCUGCAGAUCUGACUGAGACACUGCUAUCUGUCGUCCGCCAACAGCGACAUCUGGCCGCACGAGUGAUGAUCGCAACACAGGAGCCAACUCUUGCUCCGGCCCUUCUUGAGCUUUGCAACGUGACGAUUAUCCAUCGAUUCUCAUCGCCGGCUUGGUUCAAGGCAAUCAGGGCGCAUAUCGCCGGAGCCGGGGCUCAGGAGGUUGGUACAAGCACCAAGGCUUCAUCGAUCUUUAACAAGAUUGUUCGUCUGCCGACUGGAGAGGCUUUGGUAUUUUGUCCAACAGCCCUGUUAGAUAUCGUGAAGAAUGGCGACCAGGAGAAUGAUGAGUCUUCAAGUGUUACCUCUUCCAGUCGGUCAGACACUCCCGAUAGCCCGUUCUCUACAGAUAGCGCUCAGGUUGCGACAACCGAGUCUAGUUCCCAUCGCGUCGUUCAGCUCGGAACGGCAUAUGCCCACAUUCGGGUGCGGAACAGGAUCACCGUUGACGGUGGUCGCAGCAUGCUCCAGCGUUAA